AUGUUACUUUUACUGUUUGUAUUACUUAAUAAUAUCAUAUACCCAACAUUAGCUAUAUAUCCAGAUGAUGAUUGCAAUAAGUGUAAACAUGCUGCAAAAAGUUUUAUCUUAGGAUUUCACAAAUCAGCUGGCAAAAAUUUUGGAGGAGGGAAUUCUUUGUGGGAAGAAAAGCACCUAGGGAGCUAUUCUGUUAGCGAAGUGCGCUACCACGAUAUUGUUGAAGGGAUCUGUAGUGAUGUCAAGCAAGCAGUUAAAUGUCAUGAGUUUUUAGAAAGUAUUGAGCAUCAUUUAGAAGAUUGGUGGCUUAGGGAAUACAGGAUUGAUUCUAAUAAAGUACAAGGGUUUGAGGAAGAUUUAUGCGUCACUCGGACCAAGUUUUGCUGUCCUGCCAACUCCUUUGGGAAUUCUUGUCUUCCAUGUCAUCCAUGUUACCUUUUUGGUGGCAGGUGUGAUGGUAAUGGGACACGUUCUGGAACAGGUAAUUGUAUUUGCAACGACGGAUAUACAGGAGAGUUAUGCGACAAGUGCACCUUUGAAACUCAUUUCCAGUCCCACAGUGACUUCCCAAUAUCAUGCACACGAUGUCAUUUGUCGUGCUCCGGUGGUUGUUCUGGUCCAUUUCCUGAAAACUGUUCUGCGUGUGCCGCUGGAUGGAUCAAAGUAGACUCCGGUGAUCAACGAGGAUGUGUUGAUAUAAAUGAAUGUAUUGAUAGUCCUUGCAACAGGUCUACACAUUUUUGCUUAAACAAACCUGGUUCUUACGAAUGUGUUCCCUGUCAUCCUGCUUGUAACAAAUGUUCUGGUUCGACUGCGAACGAUUGUGAAUCUUGUGCAAGCGGUUACCAAAGAGGAAACGGAGACGUAUGUGAAGAUAUAAACGAAUGUAAUGCUGACAGCAAUAUUUGUAAUAGCGAAGGAGAAAGUUGCACGAACACAGUUGGUAGUUUUAA
Messenger RNA from Schistosoma curassoni, 950 nucleotides. The record is from the annotation of a GenBank genome assembly. Lineage: Eukaryota; Metazoa; Platyhelminthes; Trematoda; Strigeidida; Schistosomatidae.